Hibiscus syriacus is the source of this 1323-nucleotide messenger RNA. RefSeq names its product protein YIPF1 homolog. Gene Ontology annotation, biological process: vesicle-mediated transport. Bases 98 to 916 code for a protein of 272 amino acids. Gene Ontology annotation, molecular function: small GTPase binding. Gene Ontology annotation, cellular component: Golgi apparatus; membrane. The record is from RefSeq and is a predicted model, not a curated record. The transcript has 7 exons. NCBI's taxonomy places the organism in Eukaryota, Viridiplantae, Streptophyta, Magnoliopsida, Malvales, Malvaceae.
GAGAGAUCCAAGCUCCCCAGAAGAAGUUUUAAGUCGAGUAUUAUUUCUUAAUCCUUCCAUCCUCGUCCUCUCCAUUGCUUCCAAUAGAAUUCUGUCAAUGGAGGAAUCAUCGUAUUCAAAUCUUAGUACCACUCAUUUGCUCGGCUCAGUUCCCGCUGUUGCCAAUGAAGAAAAGAAGGCCUCGUAUGAAGUUCCUGAAGCGAAUAUGCAAAUUUUUCCUCCAAAUAAUGGAAGUGGAGGGGGUAGUGGUCGAGGUUAUCAAACUCUUGAAGCUCCUAUUGAAGAAUUUGAACAACAGCCAGCGAAUAAUUGGAAGGGAGUUUUUAGUAUCUCAUCAUACACACAGUAUUUUAAUGUGGAUACUGAUAUUGUCAUAUACAGAUUGAUAUGUUCCUUUUAUCCUUCCAUUGGAGAUUUUUUCAGCAAGAUCGAUGCUAACCCUGACCUGUAUGGGCUUAUCUGGAUCACAACAACCUUGAUCUUUAUGCUUGCUUCCUUUGGAAAUUGUGCCACAUACCUUAUGCAAAAGCACAGUGAUGGUACUUCUUCUUGGAGCUUUGAUGUUGGCUAUAUAAAUGCAGCGGCUUCUGGAAUCUAUGGUUAUGCAGUUGUGGUUCCAGUGGCAUUUUACUUCUUGCUUCAGUAUCUGGGUUCAAAUGCUAGCCUUGUACGAUUUUGGUGCAUGUGGGGUUAUUCCCUCUCCGUUUUCAUUCCAACUGCGAUUCUACUGCUUAUUCCAGUUGAGAUCCUUCGAUGGAUCAUUAUACUCAUCGCCGGUACAGCCUCAUCAUGCUUUGUUGCCUUGAAUAUAAGAACUUACAUCGAGGGGCCGAACGAUCUCAAAAUGAUGGUGGUCGCAUCAUUCUUGUUGCAAAUGGCCCUUGCAAUCUUCAUCAAGGUAUGGUUCUUUGCAUAAACCUCACAUCCAAGCAUCGAAAUCCAAACUUUGUUUACGCUGUUUCUGGGAAAUCCGUGAAAAGAAGGUCCAAGUUCGAUCGAGCGAAAUUCCUCAUGAAGAGAAGCUUGUUUGUUUUUGUGGGAUUCAUUAGUUGUUGAGGUGUAGUUUUAGUGAUAAAUUUGAAGCAUUUAACAGGGACAAAUGAUGGUUUUGGAGUGUGGCUGAUGUAAUCGAUCAGGCGUUCUUGGCCUACAACUUUUAGGAGGCCAGCAUAAUCACAACAACUAGAGUAGAUGUUAAUGUAACGAUUACGAAUUCUAAAAACUCACUAAGAUGUACACUUUCGUUGGUCGGUCCGGAUCGCCACAACAUGCCACGUGGUCUGCUUCACUCUAGCUAGACAAUGGUUUUACAUCUUGUACAUU